CUUUUUGUCGGCGAAGGAGGCGGUUGUGUAAAAUGGAGUUGUCUAAUUAAUAUACAAAGUUUAUAUCCAAAGAUAUUGCUGGUAAAAUGUGCUAAAUAACCCAUUUAUCCGGCAAAAGUUCUGGACAAAAGUGAAAAGUGUAGUGCUGCAUCAUGUAUCUGUACAAUCUGACCCUGCAAAAGGGCACGGGGGUGACCCACGCGGUGCAUGGAAACUUUUCUGGCGGCAAACAGCAGGAGGUCCUAUUAUCACGUGGUAAAUCGCUGGAGUUACUCCGUCCGGACCCAAAUACGGGAAAGGUCCACACCCUUCUCUCUACGGAGAUCUUCGGGUGCAUUCGCGCUUUGAUGGCAUUCCGAUUGACGGGUGGAACUAAAGAUUACAUAGUAGCUGGUUCCGAUUCGGGUCGCAUUGUAAUUCUUGAGUAUAUUGCUUCAAAAAAUGCUCUCGAAAAAGUACAUCAGGAGACCUUUGGAAAGUCGGGAUGUCGGCGAAUUGUGCCUGGUCAAUAUUUCGCCAUCGAUCCCAAGGGAAGAGCUGUGAUGAUUGGCGCCGUGGAGAAGCAAAAGUUGGCCUACAUCAUGAAUCGGGACACGCAGGCUCGUCUGACGAUUUCUUCGCCUUUGGAGGCUCACAAAUCGAAUACCCUGACAUACCAUAUGGUAGGCGUGGAUGUGGGCUUUGAUAAUCCUAUGUUUGCCUGCCUGGAGAUCGACUACGAGGAGGCCGACAUGGAUCCAUCAGGCGACGCAGCCCAGCGUACUCAGCAGACGCUAACCUUCUACGAGUUGGAUCUUGGCCUGAACCACGUGGUUCGCAAAUACUCGGAACCCUUGGAAGAGCACGCCAACUUUUUGGUCUCAGUUCCUGGAGGUAACGAUGGCCCUUCGGGAGUGCUGAUCUGUUCGGAGAACUAUCUGACCUACAAGAAUCUCGGCGAUCAGCAUGAUAUCCGUUGUCCAAUUCCGCGAAGGAGAAACGAUCUUGAUGAUCCUGAAAGGGGCAUGAUCUUUAUCUGCUCCGCCACACAUCGCACCAAGAGCAUGUACUUCUUUUUGCUGCAAACAGAGCAGGGAGACAUCUUUAAGAUCACUCUGGAGACGGACGAUGAUGUGGUAUCUGAGAUCAAGCUGAAGUAUUUCGAUACAGUGCCUCCGGCAACGGCCAUGUGUGUGCUGAAGACAGGCUUCCUGUUCGUGGCCAGCGAGUUUGGCAACCACUAUCUCUACCAAAUUGCUCACCUGGGUGAUGAUGAUGACGAGCCAGAGUUCAGCUCAGCCAUGCCUUUGGAGGAGGGUGAAACCUUUUUCUUUGCACCACGAGCCCUAAAGAACCUGGUUUUGGUAGACGAACUGCCGUCAUUCGCACCAAUUAUCACCUCUCAGGUGGCUGAUCUUGCCAACGAGGAUACACCUCAAUUGUACGUCCUUUGUGGCCGAGGUCCUCGUUCCACACUGAGAGUCCUUCGACAUGGCUUGGAGGUUUCCGAGAUGGCCGUUUCUGAGCUGCCUGGUAAUCCCAAUGCUGUUUGGACAGUGAAAAAACGAGCUGAUGACGAGUUUGAUGCCUACAUCAUCGUAUCCUUCGUGAAUGCCACUCUGGUUUUGAGUAUUGGCGAAACCGUUGAAGAAGUCACGGACAGUGGCUUCCUGGGCACCACACCCACACUUUGUUGCGCGGCCCUUGGAGACGAUGCCUUGGUUCAGGUUUACCCCGACGGUAUUCGCCACAUCCGAUCCGACAAGCGUGUGAAUGAGUGGAAGGCUCCGGGCAAGAAAUCAAUUACGAAGUGUGCCGUGAAUCAGCGCCAGGUGGUCAUCACCUUGUCCGGCAGGGAAUUGGUCUACUUUGAAAUGGAUCCGACUGGCGAGCUGAACGAGUACACAGAACGCUCGGAAAUGCCUGCUGAGAUUAUGUGCAUGGCCUUGGGUACUGUUCCAGAGGGUGAGCAGAGAUCUUGGUUUUUGGCCGUUGGUCUCGCAGACAAUACCGUGCGUAUCUUGUCUCUGGAUCCCAACAACUGUCUCACUCCCUGCUCAAUGCAAGCGUUACCCUCGCCAGCCGAGUCCCUUUGCUUGGUAGAAAUGGGACAUACAGAGAGUACGACACAAGGAGCUGCGGACGAUGAUGCGCCUGCUCAGCGAAGUGGAAGCAAUAAGGGAACCAUAUACUUAAACAUUGGCUUGAGCAAUGGUGUCCUGCUGAGAACUGUACUUGAUCCUGUGUCCGGAGAUCUAGCUGAUACGAGAACUAGGUAUCUGGGUUCCCGACCUGUAAAACUCUUCCGGAUCAAGAUGCAGGGAGCCGAAGCUGUACUGGCCAUGUCCAGUCGAUCCUGGUUAUCGUACUACCAUCAAAAUCGAUUCCACUUAACACCGCUUUCUUAUGAAACGCUCGAGUAUGCUUCUGGCUUCUCCAGCGAACAGUGUAGCGAAGGUAUAGUGGCAAUAUCCACCAACACCUUGAGGAUCUUGGCACUGGAAAAACUGGGAGCGGUCUUCAAUCAAGUGGCAUUCCCCUUGCAGUACACUCCUCGUACCUUUGUAAUCCACCCGGACACAGGCCGCAUGUUGAUUGCGGAAACAGAUCACAAUGCUUACACAGAGGACACAAAGAGUGCUCGAAAGGAGCAAAUGGCUGAGGAGAUGCGCAGUGCAGCGGGCGAUGAGGAAAGGGAAUUGGCCCACGAAAUGGCCAAUGCUUUUAUCAACGAAGUUUUGCCCGAGGAUGUUUUCUCAUCUCCCAAAGCAGGAUUGGGUCUUUGGGCCUCGCAAAUCCGGUGCUUGGAUGCCAUGCAUGGCCAGACGAUGUUUAGUAUUCCGCUGACCCAAAACGAGGCUAUCAUGUCGAUGGCCAUGGUGAAGUUCUCCAUAGCAGCUGACGGUCGCUAUUACCUAGCUGUGGGAAUAGCUAAGGAUCUUCAGCUAAAUCCAAGGAUCUCGCAAGGCGGCUGCAUAGAUAUCUACAAAAUAGACCCAACCUGCUCCAGUUUGGAGUUUAUGCACCGCACAGAAAUCGAUGAGAUUCCCGGAGCUCUUUGUGGCUUCCAAGGUCGUCUGCUGGCUGGUUGUGGGCGAAUGUUGAGAAUCUAUGAUUUUGGCAAGAAGAAAAUGCUGCGAAAGUGCGAGAACAAACACAUUCCUUACCAGAUUGUCAACAUCCAAGCCAUGGGUCACCGAGUCUACGUGUCGGACGUUCAGGAAUCUGUAUUUUUCAUACGUUACCGCCGAGCGGAGAAUCAGUUGAUUAUAUUCGCUGAUGAUACUCAUCCUCGAUGGGUGACUGCCACCACUCUGCUGGAUUACGACACCAUAGCCAUUGCCGAUAAGUUUGGUAACUUGAGCAUUCAGCGACUGCCUCACUCGGUGACCGACGAUGUGGACGAAGAUCCCACGGGCACAAAGUCACUCUGGGAUCGCGGCUUGUUGUCUGGAGCCUCGCAGAAGUCGGAGAAUAUUUGCUCCUUCCAUGUGGGCGAGAUCAUCAUGUCGCUGCAGAAGGCUACUCUUAUUCCUGGGGGAUCGGAAGCCCUUAUCUACGCUACGCUAAGUGGUACUGUAGGAGCGUUUGUUCCAUUCACCAGUCGCGAGGAUUACGACUUCUUCCAGCACUUGGAGAUGCACAUGCGCAAUGAGAAUCCCCCACUUUGUGGACGCGAUCAUCUCAGCUACCGAAGCUCAUAUUAUCCAGUAAAAAAUGUUUUAGAUGGCGAUCUUUGCGAACAGUAUCUGUCCAUUGAGGCAGCCAAGCAGAAGAGCAUCGCAGGAGAUAUGUUCCGAACUCCGAACCAGAUCUGCAAGAAGCUGGAGGACAUACGUACACGAUAUGCCUUCUAAGCUUUCUGCAUCAGACGAAGACGAAAAAUGUCAAAGGGAACUUAAUUUUGGAUUAGUUCCAAAUGACAAAUCCAUCAAAUGCUGCAUCCAAAACGUUUGAAGAUCUUCUUUCGUUGCGGUAUGUGGCGUUUAUUUUAAAAUUAAACAUGCAUUAGUUUGUACGUCUACAUUAAUUUCACAUUGAAUCACCGAUCAACCACUAAUCGACUGCCGCCUAUUUAUAUUAGUAUAAAUCACUGCAAAUUCGACUGUUUGCACAACAUAAAUAUAUAACCAUCUUUAGUCUAAGCAAUUUUCAAAUAAAAAGUAACCAAAAACGAA
Molecule: messenger RNA, 4157 nt
Organism: Drosophila eugracilis
Lineage: Eukaryota; Metazoa; Arthropoda; Insecta; Diptera; Drosophilidae
Gene: Sf3b3
Product: splicing factor 3B subunit 3
Exons: 11
Coding region: 153-3836 (1227 amino acids)
Biological process (GO): mRNA splicing, via spliceosome
Cellular component (GO): nucleus; U2 snRNP
Molecular function (GO): protein binding; U2 snRNA binding
Source: RefSeq, a predicted model, not a curated record